AUGGACGACCUGGAAGAACUCGAGCUGCUGGGACUGGUGACGAAGGUGACGAGCGAAAUCAACAAUUAUAUGGGCAUCAGCGACAAGACAAUUGCCGAAUUUGUCAUUUCGCAGCACGGAGACGAUGUCGACGCCUUCAAAUCGAAACUGGCCGAAUUCGAUUUCCCCGCGAGUUUGACGGAGAGUAUCGAUCGCCUGAUCAGAGCUUUGCAUCCUGCGUGGAAAGCAAAGGCUGCGCAGAAGAGCAGUGAAGGGCAGAAUGGAGGGGAUAAAAGUCAGAAGUUCCGCGGAUUGGCCAUUCCCGACAAGGAGAUUGAGGUGGAGGAGGAUGCGCUGGACGAUACCUUUGCGCUGCUGGAGGGGUUGGCAGAUCCGGCGAAGAAUGGAGCGCAGACUUCUUCCAAACGCCCCAUUUCGCCUGUGAGGAAUGAAAGCAGUCGGAAAAGAUCCAGACGGUCGAGAUCGCGAACGAGAAGUCCGAAGAGGAAUAAUGAUGACUACUUGUUUGAGGAUGAAUAUGGAAGGACGCGUGCACACRAGGCUUCGGACACGCGAUCGAGAAAGAGUCGUAGGGAUUCCUUUGAUCGGAAACCCCCGGCGACGAUGGAUGACACGCCGGUUCUCUACAAAAUCUACGAUGGAAGAGUGACGGGUGUCAAGGACUUUGGCGUGUUUGUCAAUCUGCAGGGAGUCAAGGGCAAAGUGGAUGGGUUGGUGCAUGUUUCUGCCAUGGCGGAGGGAAAGGUCAACCAUCCUAGUGACUUGGUGUCGAGGAAUCAAGAAGUCAAGGUCAAGGUGAUGAAGAUGGACAACAACCGCAUCAGUCUGAGCAUGGCCGAGGUGGACCAACGGACUGGACAGGAUCUGCAACCAUCGAGGAGGAUCAAUACAGGCGCCACGGGAGCGAAUGCUAUGGGACUGAAUGGCGUAUCCAUGGGCGGGGAUGUGCAGGUGCUUGACAAUACCCAGGGGAAUGGGAGGAGACCUCGGAAGCGUAUGACGAGUCCGGAGAGGUGGGAGAUUCGGCAGUUGAUUGCCAGUGGUGUCGUCAAGGCUUCGGAAUACCCUGACCUGGAUGAGGAGUACAACGCCAUCAUCAACGGAGAGCAAAUUGAGGAAGAGGAAGAUGUCGAUAUUGAAGUUCGUGAGGAGGAGCCGCCAUUCCUUGCCGGUCAGACGAAGCAGUCUUUGGAGCUCUCCCCGAUUCGGAUCAUCAAAGCUCCGGAUGGCAGUAUGAACAGAGCUGCCAUGCAGGGAGAUGUGCUCGCCAAGGAGAGGCGCGAUAUGCGACAGUCAGAGGCUCAAGAUAAGGCGGCCAAAGAAGCUGCAAAGACGGAUCUUGCUCAAGAAUGGAAUGAUCCCAUGRUCGCAAAGGGUGAUAGAAGAUUCGCCAGCGAUCUUCGACAGACGAAUAACAACCAAGCUGCAGAAAUGCCGGAAYGGAAGAAGAUUGCGACCAACAAGAGCGAGUUGGGAAAAAGGUCGAACAUGUCAAUCAAAGAGCAACGAGAGUCUCUUCCUGCCUACAAAAUGCGGAAGCAAUUCUUGGAAGCAGUUCGCCAAUAUCAACUUCUGAUCGUUGUGGGAGAUACUGGAUCGGGAAAGACGACGCAACUCACUCAAUACCUUGCUGAAGAUGGAUUCGCCAACAACGGCAUCAUCGGCUGUACACAACCUCGUCGUGUCGCGGCCAUGUCCGUCGCCGCUCGUGUGAGUGAUGAAGUCGGAUGCAGAUUGGGUGAGGAAGUUGGAUACACCAUCCGUUUUGAAGACAAGACUUCCGAAAGUACCAAGAUCAAGUACAUGACGGACGGUAUUAUGCAGCGUGAGAUUCUCCUCGAUCCGGAGCUCACUAAGUACAGCGUCAUCAUGUUGGACGAGGCUCACGAACGGACCAUCGCCACGGACGUGCUGUUUGGAUUAUUGAAGAAGACGCUCAAGAAGCGACCGGAUAUGAAGGUUAUUGUGACAUCCGCCACUCUGGAUGCUGAAAAGUUCUCAACUUACUUUAAUGAAUGUCCGAUCUUGACAAUCCCAGGAAGAACCUAUCCCGUGGAGAUCAUGUACAGUCGUGAGCCAGAAAGCGAUUACCUCGACUCUGCUCUCACAACAAUCAUGCAAAUCCACCUGUCCGAGGGACCUGGAGAUAUCCUUCUCUUCUUGACAGGAAAGGAAGAGAUUGACACCAGUUGUGAGAUUCUCCACGAGCGGAUGAAAGCGCUUGGUCCAUCAGUUCCCGAAUUGGUGGUCCUGCCAAUAUACGGUGCCCUCCCUUCUGAAAUCGCCUCGAAGAUCUUCGAACCCCCUCCACCAGGUGGCAGGAAAGUGGUCAUUGCAACAAAUAUUGCCGAAACAUCCAUCACCAUUGACGGAAUCUACUACGUCGUUGAUCCCGGAUUCGUCAAACAGACUGCGUACGAUGCGAAGCUCCAGAUGGAUCGCUUGCAAGUUACACCCAUCUCCCAAGCACAAGCCAAACAACGUGCUGGUCGAGCUGGCCGCACGGGGCCUGGAAAGUGCUUCAGAUUGUAUACAGAGUCUGCUUUCCAGUCUGAGAUGCUGCCUACUACGAUCCCGGAAAUCCAACGGCAGAAUUUGUCAAACACGAUCUUGAUGUUGAAAGCCAUGGGCAUUAAUGACCUUCUCGGAUUCGACUUUAUGGAUCCUCCGCCUACGAAUACCAUGCUUACAGCUUUGGAAGAACUCUACGCUCUCUCGGCGCUCGAUGAUGAAGGUCUUCUCACCCGGCUGGGCAGAAGAAUGGCAGACUUUCCCAUGGAUCCCGCUCUGGCCAAAUCAUUGAUUGUAUCUGUGGAUCUGGGAUGCUCAGACGAAAUGCUGAGUAUCGUGAGCAUGAUCUCCGCCGUACAAACCGUCUUCCACCGCCCGAAAGAAAAGCAACAGCAAGCCGACCAGAAGAAAGCUCGCUUCCACGACCCCGCCGGCGAUCACCUCACCAUGCUCAAUGUCUACAACGGGUGGAAAGGCAGCGGCAAAAACGACGCCUGGUGUUUUGAAAAUUUCAUCCAGCCUCGCAGCAUGCGCCGCGCCGAAGACGUCCGAGUCCAACUCCUCCAAAUCCUCGCUCGCCAUCGCUUGAACGUCAUCUCCUGCGGCCGCGACACCACACGCGUCCGACAAGCCCUCUGUGCCGGGUUCUUUCGCAAUUCCGCUCGUAAAGACCCCACGGAAGGCUACAAGACUCUGGUCGAAGGCACCCCCGUUUAUAUGCACCCGGCUUCGGCAUUAUUCGGCAAAGCUGCCGAGCAUGUCAUUUAUCAUAGUUUGGUGGAGACGAGUCGGGAGUAUAUGCAUAAUGUCACUGCUAUUGAGCCGAAAUGGUUGGUGGAGGCUGCUCCUACUUUCUUCAAGGUUGCGGGUGGGAAGGGAGGUGAGUUGAGUAAGAGGAAGAAGGCGGAGAGGAUUCAACCUUUGCAUAAUCGGUUUGCUGGGGAGGAUGAUUGGAGAUUGUCGGCGCAGAAGAGGGGAGGGAGGGGUGGUGGUGGGACUUGGGGGUAG
Messenger RNA from Ramularia collo-cygni, 3519 nucleotides. Its product is annotated as probable ATP dependent RNA helicase. Gene Ontology annotation, cellular component: catalytic step 2 spliceosome; intracellular anatomical structure. The record is from RefSeq and is a predicted model, not a curated record. Lineage: Eukaryota; Fungi; Ascomycota; Dothideomycetes; Mycosphaerellales; Mycosphaerellaceae. The transcript has a single exon. Bases 1 to 3519 code for a protein of 1172 amino acids. Gene Ontology annotation, molecular function: RNA binding; ATP binding. Gene Ontology annotation, biological process: spliceosomal complex disassembly.